AUGAGAGCGCGGUUUUUUGUGGAUGUCUUUUGUCCGCGCGGAAUGCCCUCCUUUUGCGAUUUGUCGCUGGAGAGGAAACAAAAACUAGUCCAAGGAGGUCGUGCGAACCAAACAGAGCGAGCUUCUUGGUUGCUUCGGACUACACAGAACUAGGCUUCGAUUCGCCGAACCUCGGAUGGCGAGAUAGAUGACGGCUGUGCUGAGUGAGCAAAGGCGACUCUGCGGGUGGCUUCGUGUCGGAGGCGGUGGUCGGCUGAACAGGUUCAAGGCGAUGCUGGGACCCAUCUCGUGUUGGAGUCAAAGUUUUGUGCUUGUCCGGGAUCGCGGUGGACCUGAACUGCCAGUCUCCCUCAACCGCUCGAAGUUUGCGCGCUUGUUGGAUCAAAAGGACAGGCCAUUGGAAGGUAGUCCUGGUUGUCGUCUCUCCAGAAAUGGCGAGACGGCAACCCCCUGUGGCUGGGGCGCGGACAACAACUUGGUAGGCGUUUCGGGGCUGAAGGACAAGACCAACACACGAAUCUCCGGAGCCUGGGCAAAGUCGCACGGGGCCCAAGUGCAAGAACGGCGACGAGAGCGACUGGUCUGGAUCAUGGCGCGGAAGAUUAACCCAAGCAUUCGUAACUGUGCUCACGGAUAAACCUUGAAGCAGGCGCAUUGCGCAAAGGAAUCAAGCCGCCCAGAGCAUUCCACUUGUCAACGUCGUCCAACUGUAAUUAUACUCUGUGCUGUGUACCUGCGUGUACAUACUAUGUUCUAAGACCUAGGUUAGACAGUCAUGACCAAUGUUAUGCCGCACUGCAAUCGUCGGAGAUCUGGGGGAGGCAGGGGGUAGUAGCGUAGC
This is a messenger RNA of Colletotrichum navitas, 841 nucleotides long. RefSeq lists its product as uncharacterized. The coding region runs from base 188 to 637 and encodes 149 amino acids. The record is from RefSeq and is a predicted model, not a curated record. The transcript has 2 exons. NCBI's taxonomy places the organism in Eukaryota, Fungi, Ascomycota, Sordariomycetes, Glomerellales, Glomerellaceae.